AUGUCAUCACUUCAAGGAAAUCAGAAUGGCACGGAAAAGUCAGCCCAAAAGGAAGUCAACUCAAACCACUCUAUCUUUUCUGAACUUGUCAAGGUACUGGUCUAUUUUCUCUCGACAGUCAAGGGAGAUCUUGCCAACAUCACUGCUCCGCCUUUCUUCCUCGCCCCCGCCUCCGUCGUUGAGAACCCUCGAUGUUGGGCUGAGAGACCCAAAGUGUUCUGCGCCCCGUCCUUCGAGCCGAAUCCUGAGAUCCGAAGCCUAUUGGUGCUACAGUUAUUCCUUGUCGGCCUACGAACCCAACUGUAUAUCGCCGGAUCUCCUGGCGUCAGCAUCAAGAAACCUCUCAACGCUUUCUUGGGUGAACUUUUCCUUUCUUCGUGGACUGACGGCAACUGCACAACUCGACUAGUGUCAGAGCAAGUCAGUCAUCAUCCUCCGAUUACCGCCAUACACAUAGUAGACAAAGACCAUGGUAUCCGAGCUGAUGGAUAUGCCCGAGUCGAGAUGACCUUUAAUGGGACGGUAAACAUUCGACAGAUUGGGCAUACCAUAUUACACGUUUCUCGGUUUAGUGAGGAUUAUAUCCUACCGCUGCCGGAUGUCCAAGUUCGAGGGUUACUAUCAGCCUGCUUCUACCCCGAGAUUGUUGGUCGCUAUCGCAUUGUCUCGAGCAGUGGAUAUGUAUCCGAGAUUAAGUUCUCAGGGGCUGGCCUGGUGCGUGGAAAGAAAAACAAUUUUGAGGCCUUUAUAUAUCACAAAAGUGAUCCAACAAGACGCAUCUAUGCCCUAUCAGGAGUUUGGAGUGAAGGAUGGGUGACAAAAGAUGGGCGAACUGGUCAAGUGCUAAAGACUUACACAGUGGACGCCCCAGAGAAUGAGCCAACUGCCAUGCAAAUUGAGCCAAUAGAGGACCAAGAUCCUUGGGAGUCUCGUCGGGCGUGGAGAGAUGUCAUCGAGAACCUGAAACAUGGAAACAUUCGAGCAGCUGCCACUGCCAAGCAUGUUCUGGAGGAAGCGCAAAGACAUAUGCGUAAAGAAGAAGCGGCUCGGGGUGAGAAUUGGAUUCCGUUAUUUUUUAGGAGCCUCCGUGGAGACUCUCAUCAGGUCUUUCAUCGUUUGACCAAGGGUUUGGAGUGGAAUCUUGCGGAUGCCCAGACCAAGGGGGUUUGGAAAAUCGAUGAUCAGCUUCUAGAUGAGAUCCAAAAGCCCUAUCAUGGGAGGGACACACCAUGGUCACCAUGA
Molecule: messenger RNA, 1242 nt
Organism: Fusarium vanettenii 77-13-4
Lineage: Eukaryota; Fungi; Ascomycota; Sordariomycetes; Hypocreales; Nectriaceae
Exons: 2
Coding region: 1-1242 (413 amino acids)
Biological process (GO): endocytosis; piecemeal microautophagy of the nucleus; exocytosis
Cellular component (GO): membrane; cytosol; intracellular membrane-bounded organelle
Molecular function (GO): oxysterol binding
Source: RefSeq, a predicted model, not a curated record